Molecule: messenger RNA, 417 nt
Organism: Fusarium tjaetaba
Lineage: Eukaryota; Fungi; Ascomycota; Sordariomycetes; Hypocreales; Nectriaceae
Exons: 2
Coding region: 1-417 (138 amino acids)
Source: RefSeq, a predicted model, not a curated record
AUGCCAACCGUUAUUCCCUCCUACGAGUACCCAGAAGCAUCCCUAGUGGACACAUUCGACCGCGACGCCCGAAUCCAAUAUUUCUUCGAUGUGGCGACGUACUUUGGGGCACUGGACCACCAAGUCCUUCAAGUGACCAGGGAGAGUUGCACACAGCGAGUAUGCAGCGACUUCCAUCGAAUGGAUGAAUGGAUCGUAGACGACGCAACCUUCCAUUACACCCUGGAGUCUGCAAUUUGGGAAAUGUUCUUUCGCCACCUUGGAGACGAAGCGCCCGAGUUCCCCUGGACCUUGGACCAUUUUCCACUUCGCGCGUACAAUGUACCGGACAUCUAUCGAGAAUGGCGUAUAGCCAAUGGACUGAAGGUUGCGUGUUCUAUGUCUCCCUCUCCCACUCGUUCAGAGGACGGCAGUUAG